CUCACUCGCGAUUCCACCUGUGCAUCAAUCCAGCAUCAUCCAAGCCCAACUACCACGCUCAACUUUCAUCAAUACUCGCCCCCAAACAUCGGCCUGACGCGUCGCAUCAUCAAUUCUCGCUUCAUUCUGCACGAUCCACUGUAUUAAUUGUCUUUUGGGCCAGCCGGACGCCCACCUGAGCCCUUCAUCGUUGCCAAGACCUUCCGAGGGCCCGACGCGAGGACUGCCUGACCGUCGCUACGACCUUCGGCAGCCGCUAUGGCUGUCAUCAGGAAGAAGACUGCCACCAGAGGUAGCGAGGGUGGUGUCAAAUACAUAUGUGAUGUUUGCUCUGUAGACAUCACAUCUACCGUACGCAUACGAUGCGCACACGCCACUUGUAUCGAUUAUGACCUCUGCGUCCAGUGCUUCUCCAAGGGCUCAGGAAGCAACAACCACAACCCUGCCACACAUCCGUACCGGGUUAUAGAACAGAAUUCAUUUCCCAUAUACGACGAAGAGUGGGGGGCAGAUGAGGAGCUCCUCCUCCUCGAGGGCUGUGAGAUCUACGGGCUUGGCUCGUGGGCAGACAUUGCGGACCAUAUUGGAGGAUAUCGCACAAAAGACGAGGUCAGGGACCACUACGAGAAGGUCUAUAUCCAGUCCUCCAAGUUCCCUCUGCCUGAACGCUGCAGUCCCAAGGAUACCGCCUUGGCCAAUGCGAUCACACGGGAGGACUUCCAAGCACGCAAGAAACGGAGAAUAGAGGAGCGGAAAGACGCAAUCAAGAACGCGCCUGCGCCGCCUCCAAAGACAAAACCAACCGCCUCUGUCCCGUCGUGCCACGAGAUCCAGGGCUACAUGCCGGGCCGCCUGGAGUUCGAGACCGAGCACGCGAACGAAGCCGAGGAAGCUGUCCAACUCAUGCAGUUCGAGCCUGGCGAUGGCAUCAACCCAAACACAGGCCAGCUGGAGCCAGAGAUGGAACUCAAGCUGACGGUUAUGGAGAUUUACAACUCCCGGCUGACGCAGCGUGUCGAUCGCAAAAAGGUAAUCUUCGAACACAACCUCUUGGACUAUCGAGAGAACACCAAGCUUGAUAAGAAGCGAUCGAAGGAAGAGCGAGACAUCCUCAACAAGGCGAAACCAUUUGCGCGCAUGAUGAACCACAAGGACUUUGAGGACUUCAACCAGGGUCUUGUUGAUGAGCUCAACCUCCGACAGGCCAUUACCCAGCUUCAGGAUUGGCGCAACAUGGGCAUCGGCAACCUCAGAAGCGGCGAGAAGUACGAGCAGGACAAGGCAGCUCGCGCACAGAACAAGAUUCCCAUGGGAUCCAUGGACCGCGAACGGUUGGCGGCGGCUCAAAGGAAUAAGCAACCACCCCCUUCAGACCCGCCAAGCGGAGCCGCUCUCCUGGUGGCCCCAGACCUCCCCAUACGGCCAGCAGCAAAGAGCGGACUCCCGAAUGGUGAGGCUUCGGCCGGUGGAGAUUCGAAGCAUACGAACGGGAACCACGCCCACGGUGUCAACGGAAGCAGUGUUGUCGUGGCCAACGGCGCUGACUCCUCGAAGAAGCCAACUCAUGUCCCACAGCCUAUAUCGGGCGUCACACCGAUGCAGCUGACCCAAGAUAUGCCCGAUUACCAUCUGCUCACAAGCGAGGAGGUUCGGCUCUGCGAAGUGAUCAGGAUGCAGCCGAAGCCAUAUGUCAUGGUGAAGGCCGAGAUUAUCAGGGAAGCUGUCAAGGGUAAUGGUUCCCUGAAGAAAAAGCAGGUCAAGGAGAUCUGCAGCAAGAACCCGUCGUCAUGGGAUUCGCGUAAGGCUGGCACAGUGUUUGAGUGUAUGGUCGCCUGGGGCUAUAUAUCCAAGGCUUAGCUAUCAGCGCUAAAUCCAAACCCAUCAUGCCCGAUUUCAGAGACCCCAGCGGUGUUUGAUGUGGUCCCGGCAAUGGCAUACAGACUGACGGUCUCGAGCCGUACCCACAGACCACUCGCGGUCAAAUUUACCGCUCUUUGACAAGAGAAGAUCGCACACGCAGUACAAAGUAAUGCUAGGCAGCUCCAGACGGUUCACCCCUGGGCGCGCUCGCACAAGGCUCGGUGCUCUAUUCCUCCUAUUGCAUUUGACGAUGUAGUAGAAUCAACACACCAGGACUCGAUCGGAAGCCAACACGUCUGCGUACUUCGUUGUACAGAUCCCUGGCGUCGCUAUUUUCAGAGAUUCUAGUGGACAUCAAGGACUGAGGGUGACAUACUGAAAAUGACAUUGGCAAGACGCCGGCCCAGGCUGCUUGUACAAGAUCGAUGAGGCUUCCGCUGUCAGGCCGAAACGUGAAGGUAGUGGAUCUCGUGAAAGCAAGCACGCGGGUUGAACUCCAACGCCCGACGUAAUCACUCAAUGAGCUUGGAAAUUGGAAGGGCCCUAUCUCCAGCCAGGAGGAUCAAGCUGCUGAUGAUACACAGCUGUAGGUACGAGAUGGGUGCCUGCUGAGUGCAUCUUGGGUGGGGCUGUCGGCCCGCACAAGAGCAGCGCGAGAGUGGUACAACAGCCAGCGAUUUACUGAACGACAGACACGAUCCUGUAUCGAUACACUGACUCGGCGUUUGAGGCUUGCUUGUUCUGAUCAUGCCUGCUGGCACGACCAUCUCGGGCCAGCAUCCGGCUUCGCACUCCACGCACCUACCAGAGAAACACAGCGGUAGUGAUGUCGGCUUCAGCGGUGCGCUCGGCAACCGAGUCACGCUAUCUUUCAGGUAUCCAUGCAUGAUCUUACUCAUCAGUAUUCAAUAUAUGUACAUUCGUCGAGAGAGUACCGUUGUUGAGCUAGGCACGUCUCUCUCUGGCGCCCGAUUUAGCCUGAGUGCGGAUUACAGCUGGGACUAGACACGGGACAGCAUGCCGUCCACACACACGACGUGGUACAACAUCAUCCCAUGUGUAUGCCCAUUCUGAGCCCACGCAGGUCUCGUGCCGCGCUCGAGGCUGUCGUGCUUCCUGCUGUCUCGAUCUCGAUGCGACCAAGCCUUGGUUCAGUGCGUCAUAAGACUUCACACAAACGCGCUGCGGGCUGGGCAUUGCCUCGGGCCGUUGCUCCAGGCACAAAGAUCAAGGAUAUGAGAUCAAGCUAUCUGUCUUACUCGCAAUAUACGGGUUCUUCAUUCUUGCUCGGCGUAUUGUGGCUGGCUGCUGACCUCCAUUCCUUAUAUAUCGCGUGGUCUGGACUGAUUCAAGUGCGCCAUUGCAUAGAUGAACCGCCCAAAGUAGAGAAUAUCUCGGACACCACCUUGACGGUCGAGGGCAUACAGAUCAUCUUGAACGGCCUGCGCCCGUCCAGAACGUCGCUGGCUGGGAGACCUUCAUGAAACGCAUCCGAAGAAUACUGACGCCUGAAGAUUACCGCAACGGUGAGAACAUGUGUCGCUCAUCGGAUGGUCAUCCUACACAAUCCUCAUGAUGGGUGAGCUCUCUAGGGGACGGUUGGUAUGGUGCUAGGUCCUGCUGUUUGCCCGGGGUGUCUACUUUGGUGGUUAGACGCAUCUUUUUGGGGCGGCCGUGUUUUCUUAGCUCCCAUCUGCGAGAAUCUCAGGCUCGCCGGAAACCUCAGGUGGCAAUAAAC
Molecule: messenger RNA, 3598 nt
Organism: Diaporthe batatas
Lineage: Eukaryota; Fungi; Ascomycota; Sordariomycetes; Diaporthales; Diaporthaceae
Product: chromatin-binding transcription regulator ADA2
Exons: 2
Coding region: 259-1857 (532 amino acids)
Biological process (GO): regulation of transcription by RNA polymerase II; chromatin remodeling
Cellular component (GO): nucleus; SAGA-type complex
Molecular function (GO): chromatin binding; transcription coactivator activity; zinc ion binding
Source: RefSeq, a predicted model, not a curated record